AUGGGUAACCCAAGCGCAAAGAGAAAGAGACCAGAGGGUAUGGGCUACCGCAAGCCCAAGAAGCUGGUGAAGAAGUUCAAAAAGCAAAAGGCCUACCACAGUGACAGCGAGGACGACCAUGUCCAGACCACAAACACCACAAGCGAUUUCAAGCCCGUCGACAUGGAUGACUCGGAUGAGGAGGUUGAGGAUGCUCCUGCCCCUGCUCCUGCUCCUGCUUCCGCCCCCGCCCCCGUCCCCACCCCUGCUCCUGUCGUCGAGGAGAAGAAGAAGGACACCUCCAAACCUACCGUCCCAGCAAAGUCAGAGCCCAUGCCCGCACCAGUACAACCGAAACUCAAGUCGGCAUUGAAACAGUCAAAGAAGGCUGAUCCGCCAUCUGAGAGUGACGAGGAUGAGGAUGAGGACGACGACGACGACGACGUUGAGGACCUUGAUGCGCUGGACGACGAGGACCUGGACGACGAGGACCUGGAAGACGACGACGAGCUCGACCUGAGCGACGACGAGGACGGUGAAGGCAGGACGAAGAAGACGCGCAAGCGCAACGAUCCCACAGCCUUCGCCACAUCCAUGUCCAAGAUUCUGGGCACCAAACUUACUACGUCCAAACGACAAGAUCCCGUCCUGUCGAGAAGUGCUGCUGCGACGGCCGCUUCAAAGGAAUUGGCCGACCAGAAGCUCGAGCUCAAGGCGAAGAGAAAGAUGCACGCUGAGAAGAGAGAGGCACUGGAGAAGGGUCGUGUCAAGGAUGUUCUGGGUCUGAAUACGCCCGAAGUCAGUACUGCAGUCAUUCAGGAGACUGAAAAGAGGUUACAAAAGACUGCCCAACGCGGUGUCGUCAAGCUAUUCAACGCCGUCAGAGCGGCACAGGUUCAAGGAGAGCAAGCCCGAAGCGAAGCAAAGAAGGAGGGCGUUAUCGGCAUCUCACAAAGAGAGGAGAGAGUCAGCGAAAUGUCAAAGAAGGGCUUCCUCGAUCUCAUUGCCACGGGAGGAAAGAAGCCUGCUGCUGUGGAGGCUUAG
Molecule: messenger RNA, 1023 nt
Organism: Aureobasidium subglaciale EXF-2481
Lineage: Eukaryota; Fungi; Ascomycota; Dothideomycetes; Dothideales; Saccotheciaceae
Exons: 1
Coding region: 1-1023 (340 amino acids)
Biological process (GO): maturation of LSU-rRNA; maturation of 5.8S rRNA
Cellular component (GO): preribosome, large subunit precursor
Source: RefSeq, a predicted model, not a curated record